This is a messenger RNA of Conger conger (European conger), 2272 nucleotides long. Its product is annotated as tapasin-like. The record is from RefSeq and is a predicted model, not a curated record. The transcript has 9 exons. Bases 393 to 1739 code for a protein of 448 amino acids. NCBI's taxonomy places the organism in Eukaryota, Metazoa, Chordata, Actinopteri, Anguilliformes, Congridae.
UUAAUAUUCUGUAACUUCGAAUGCGAUUAAAAUAAUCCAGAAUAUGGCCGAGUUACUGGACACAAUAUAGUCGACAUUUGGACCAAAAUAAAAGGCUGUGUAGACGACAAGGUGCAUUCAUGUUCUGACCUGUAAUAAUUAGAGCCACAUUUUGUGAACAAAUGUGAAUUAAUGCAUUCACUGUAAACGUCCCAUUCAUUUUAAUCUCUAUCGCCGUGACAAAACAAGGUAAACGUUUUGACAAUUCGCGCAUGCUCAUUUAUGUCUUCAAACUGAAAGUAGAGAGCGAUGAAAACCUGACAACACAAGAGCUUCGCACAGAUGUCGCCGCUUGGGUAGUCUACUGAACUCUCAUUUCAGCAGCUCAACAAAAGUUAAAUUCGCUGACAAUCAUGACAGAUUUCGCGACGAUCUACAAACUGUCCAUAAUUGCUUUUGCUUAUGCUGUGCAAGUGUAUGGGGCAACCUGUCCAGUUCUGGAGUGCUGGUUCGUUCAGGAGAAGUCGGGUCGAGGUUUUCCAGCUGCCAUGAGCCAAGAGAAGUCCCUGCUUUAUGUGGGAACCGACCCGGUCAGCACGGGAACCAGGACAAAGAACCUCCCAGCAGACAUCGACGCCGCCAGGAUCUACCACGUCACCGAUCCUGGCGCUGCCUUUUGCAGUUCCCCUCUUUGUCCACCAGAGGGCUCUGUCAGGAAGCCGCAGUGUGAAAUUAAUCCAUUCCUGCCUCAUCCUGCUGUGGUCCAAUGGGCGGCUCCGCUCACAGAGUCCGCCCACAGUCCCAUUUACCUGCAAGCUGAUUGGCUCUCAGUCUCCGCGCAGGGCCUUGACGGACAGCUGACGCUUUCCAGUGUGAUGAGAGCGCCGACGAAUACCAACAAGCCAAGCGUGAUCGUCAGUGUGUUCAGUAGAACAGCGUCGGUCCGCGCCAGACUGGGGGCUCCAGUGGUUCUGGACUGUGGGUUCUGGACCGAGUCCUCUUCCCCGCUCACCACUGGCGGCUUUUCGGUGGAGUGGCGGUACCAGUUCCGGGGCGAGGGGCGCUUGGUGCUGGCCUACGACGGCAAGAACGACCGCUUGGCUCAGACGACAGAGGAAGGAGCGCAGCUGGACAUCGCCGCCCUGCACCAGACCGGAAAUGCGUCACUGAUCCUGCAGGAAGCUCAAGUCAGGCACUCCGGGACUUAUAUCUGCUCCGUCUACCUGCCGUAUCUUCUGGCUCAGGUGUCCAUCAACCUGGAGGUCGAAGAGCCCCCCUCCCUCUCCGUGUCCCCCUCGACCCCCCAGGUCUUGCUCCCCGGCCAGUCCCUGUCUCUGCAGUGCCGGGCAUCCGGCUUCACCCCCCUCCCUCUGGAACUACGCUGGGAGUUUCUGGGUGCAGACGGAGAGUUGCGCCCCCUGGUGGGCGGGAGGGUGUCAGGGCACACACAGGCCCGGGACGGGACCUUCACCCAGAGCUCCUGGGUGGAGGUGGGACAGGGCGGGGUCGACCUGGGCGGCGCCGGGGAGGUUGUCUGCGUAGGAGUUCACGCCGGGGGCACCAGGAGGGCCCGCGUCUCUCUCAGCGUCAUAGGGCUCCGGGGCCCCACUGUGGAGGACUCUAUGGCCAUGGUGGCAGUGGCCCUUGGGCUGUACGGGCUGAUGAGGAUCGUCUCCUGGACUCUGGGCAUGACUGGUAACUCCAUUCACCCCCUCACUGGGUCUGCGGAUAGAGACUCAGAGGGCAAAAAAGAGAAGUAAAAUAUGAAAAAAAUCUCAGGAUUGUACGUGUUUCUUUUACAGAUAUGAAGAAAGAUUUGACAGACCCUUGCUUGAGGAUUUCCAUUUGCUCCCCUAUUGGUUAUGACUAAUGCAUUUGUUAUUUAAUUGUAGUGUUAAUAAUGUGCUUAAUGAAUUUGUAUAUGAAAUCUUUUAUUUUUAACCAUUGCCAGAUUUUGGCUCAGUAUAUAAAGAAUCGCUUAGAUCAUUUAUAUAUUGGACUCAUUCUAUUGGUGAAUUGGUUGGGUUCCACUGAAUUUUGUAUCAUAUAUUGCUGAAAACAUGACUUUAUUUUUUCAGGAAACAUUGUCAGGAUAUUUCACCCUGUGUUUUUUUUUUUUUUACCCAGUUGUAUGAAUUCUGAUUACUAGUCUGCCCCAUCAAUUUGCUCGUUCAUGUAAAUAUUUGUCCUGCUGAAAGAAAACAUGUAAAUAGAAUUUUUAAAAGGGGUAUAACUGUUAUUUUGCUGAAAUUUUGUGGAAGUUAAUAAAUCUUAAAUAAAUAUCUUGUUGCUA